AUGAUUUUUGCCAUCGCAUCCUUCACCAGCACACUGACGUCCGCCAUAUGGUCUACGAUUCUUCAUCACCAAUCGUCCAAGAAUUGCCGCGUACCAACAUUCCUCAGCGAGUACAACAACAAAUACACCUCGUUGGACGUCAUCAUAGAAGCAUUAGUCAAUAUCAACGGCGCCGAGGUCUUCAACAAAGGGUUUUGUAUCGCAGAUCAAGGAGAUUAUCUCAGGGCAUCUGCCGUUGGCGACGAAGGAAUUCCUACCAAUGCCAUUGAGUUAUUUGUCUUCGUACCGGAGGAAAGCGAGCGCAUGGACAGGCUGUACCGUGAUCUACUUAAUAAUGCGUAUGCUAGAGGCAUCACAGAGUACCGAACACAUGUCGACUACAUGGACAUGGUGCAAAGCCAUUACGAGGGCCUAUUCAAUCAGUUCCUCAACACAUUGGAAAUCCGGCUGGACCCUCAUGACAUCUUAUCACCAGGCAAGUCAAGUAUCUGGGGG
This is a messenger RNA of Alternaria burnsii, 495 nucleotides long. Its product is annotated as vanillyl-alcohol oxidase. The transcript is spliced from 3 exons. NCBI's taxonomy places the organism in Eukaryota, Fungi, Ascomycota, Dothideomycetes, Pleosporales, Pleosporaceae. Gene Ontology annotation, molecular function: catalytic activity; flavin adenine dinucleotide binding. The annotation marks the transcript as partial. The record is from RefSeq and is a predicted model, not a curated record.